CAUGCAUGUCUUGUCUAUAUCCAUUUACUCACUUGGAACUACACAUGAGUCAUGCCAAUCACCAGCAGCUCUGAAACCUUUGCGAGCUUCUUCAAUGACUGGCUUCGUCGUCACAGGCAAUUUGUCCAACAACUUGCACACCUUGCUGAUGAAACAACCACUGUAACUCCAAUAGAAGAAGAAUCUCUUCUGAGUAACUUUCUUUCUCACUGUCUCCAAUACUACGACGAGAAAUCAGUUGCCAUGUCCGUGGCCGGUGACGAUGUAUAUGUUUUCUUCUCCCCACCAUGGCUCAGUUCAUACGAGAAACUCAUCCUCUGGAUCGGAGGUUUCAAGCCAGGUAUGGUUUUUAAACUCAUAACCACUUCUGUUAACGACCUUACGAGCCACCAAAUAGACCAACUUGAGAACAUCCGGUCGGAGACUAAAAGGAGGGAGAGUGAUUUGAUGCGAAGGUUUGCGCUUCUACAACAGAGCGUGGGGGAUCCACUUCUGAUGGUUCCGUUUAGACGCAUCGGAGUGUUGACCCUUGGCGAAGGAGAGCAGUCACAAAUGGAGGACGCAAUGGAUGUUCUGAAGGCAGAGAUGAUUACGGCGAUGAAGAACGCUGAUCAACUCCGGUGUGUGACGGUGGGGAAAGUGGUGGAGGUUUUAAAUCCACGGCAGGCGAUUAAGCUGCUAAGAGCUGCCGGAGAGUUUUAUCUCCGGCUGAGAGAUUUAGGUGUGCAUAUAGAAACAGUGCGUUGAUAGGACUAAUGUUCUUCUUUUGUUUUGUGUUUUGUUCUAAGUAUUUCGAUAGCAUGUUUGGUCUUAUAAGUGAACAUCAUUUAGUCUGUAAUAAAAAAAAUCUCAGUAGUUAUGGGUAGGUUUGGGCUUUGGACAUGAGUUUUGUAUGUAAUUACGUUUUAUGCCAUCGUAGUUUUAGUUCUCUAGUGAGAGUUGAUCCUUCUUUGUAAAUGAUUAUCAGAUUUUGAUGAAUGAUGUAAGAAAGAGAGUGGUUUAUUUAAUCAGCCAAUCUUCUAUCCCUUUUAUCAUUUUCUUCCCCAAAUUUGUCUUCUUCUUUAUGUUCGAUUGUAAUAAGUUUAAAUAAACAAAUACAAUUGUU
Messenger RNA from Arabidopsis arenosa, 1105 nucleotides. Lineage: Eukaryota; Viridiplantae; Streptophyta; Magnoliopsida; Brassicales; Brassicaceae. The record is from the annotation of a GenBank genome assembly.